GAGAUUGGGUGUCGGAGAAAUAACGUGUUCAAACUUUUAGACACACAGAGGGAGUUGUUAUCAACUUUGUAAUGAAAACCCGAAAUGAAACACAAAAGCUGGGUUACUGAUCGGGAAUAUAUGUUCUCAUUGCAUAGUAUGUAGGUUCUUGGUUUGAAAAGGGCAUGUGUCAUAUUCCUUCUGUAUGCACCGCUAGACACACACUGUUGACACACAGGAUCUGGGUCACAUGACGUGGACGCAUUUUAGGAGCAUUUUAAUUCUUUCUGCCAUUGAUUUCUCCUAUUCUCUAUUUUUAAAGAUUAGAUACAUUUAUACUGAACUCGAGAAUGCUUGGAAUCUACAGCAAAAGGUUGGCACUAUGGUGUCUUGUGUUGAUACACACUGGCUCAACAAAGUUAACUACCUGUUCUACCUAUACCUGGCGAUGCAAGGAUGGUGACUGCAUACCUCUGAGUGACCGGUGUGACGGUUUUAAAGAUUGCAAGGAUCACAGUGAUGAAGCCGGUUGUGUUAGUUGCUCUUCCAGUACGUUUAGGUGUGCUAAUGGCAGGUGUAUAUUGAACAAGUACAGGUGUGAUGGCGGAAGUAAUUGUGGCGACCAAAGUGACGAGGUUAAUUGCACUAAGUGUUCUGAACUGGCCUGGACUUGUAGGAGUGGUCAAUGUAUUGGCACCAACUGGAGAUGUAACGGUUACAUCGACUGCUUGGAUGGAAGCGAUGAAGAAUAUUGCUCUUCCUGCAAGCCUGCAGCCUGGUUAUGUAACAAUGGGAAAUGUAUCAAGCAUCAAUACAGAUGUAAUGGAGACAACGAUUGUGGUGAUAAAGAUGAAAGCGAUGAAAUAAACUGCAAUGAUUGUCAGCCAGGAGUGUGGCGGUGCAUGACCAAGAAAUGCAUCAACAAUGACGACAGGUGUAACGGGGACGACGACUGUGGUGAUGAUAGUGAUGAACAGAACUGCACGGUCUGUCAAGCGGGCUCGUGGCAAUGUGACAACAGAAAAUGCAUCAAGAGUCGACACAAAUGUGAUGGUGAUGACGAUUGUGGAGAUGAAAGUGAUGAGCGGUAUUGUGAGACUUGUAAAAGUACAUCGUGGCUAUGUAACACAGGUCUUAGAUGCAUCAACCACAAUAAAAAAUGUGACGGCUACAAGGACUGUCCAGAUAACAGCGAUGAAAACUGUACUGUCUGCAAUGCAGGAGUAGACCGCUGUGAGGAUGGAACCUGUUUAUCUAGAAACUUAAGAUGCAAUGGAGUAAAAGAUUGUCUGGACAACAGUGACGAGGUGAACUGUGCAGACGACACAAAUCACAUCCAGUAUUUCCUGGGAGCUGCUGGUCUGUUACUACUGCUAGUGAUUAUCGUUACCUUGGGAAUACUAUGUAGAAAUCGCAGAAAAGGUGAAUUAUUAGUACUUGUUAGUAAAAAACAACAACAUUGAAUAAUAUAUUAAAAUACUUAACAAUAAAAAUCAGUGUUGUCCUUAUGUGUUUAUAAAGAUAGACUAUACGACUACAAAAUGCAUUUCACAUUGAUGUCUGAUGUCUUUGAAUGAUAAUUCUUUUCUAAUUGAUUUGCUUGACUUUUUUUUAGCUGCCCCCGAAAGGGGAAAUGACGCUAUUAGUUUUGUGUGGAAUGUCUGUACGUCCGUCCAUCCCGUUUAGAUCUCGCAAACUAUAAAAGGUAGUGCAACUCCGACAUCAUAAUAUUUAAACCAUUCAAAGUUCUGAUGCAACGGCUACUUUUUUCUUUUCUAAAAGUGCAAAAUCUAAUUUUUGUAUUCACUUAUGCAAGCAGUUUUUCAUAAAAAUACACAACUUUUACAACUUUACCUUUACCUAUCCCUUAGUCUGUUGGACCGUUGGGGCACCUGACAUGAUGUGUCGACCUUCUUUCUCCAUUCUUCCCUUUUUUUUGCCUUGUUUAGGACCUCUCUCAAUGGCAGGCCUGUCCAUUCUUUAAUGUUGUCCUCCCAUCGCUUUUUCUGUCAGCCUCUUCCUCUUGCCCUGUUCCCUGAAGGGAGGUCUUUGCGAGCCCCGUAGAUCUUGUAAUGUGGCCAAAGGUUUUAAGCUUUUAACAACUAUAUACUAUUAAUUCUGUAUAACAUUAAAUGCUCUUUAAUAGAGAAUGUACCUAUCUACAAUAUUUUUUUACACAUUUAUGGUAAUGGUUUUAGAUUUUUUGUCAAUUUUGUUUUACAUUUCUUUUUUGUAAGUUAAAUAAGUUCCGUCAUACUAACUACUAAAUUUAAACACAAAAAAAUGUUUACUUUUUUUUAAAGAGAAAAUAUCUAUUUAGUAUGCAUAUAAGUUAUAAUUUAUAACAACAAUUAAUAAGUAGUUUUUCAUAUUAUCGCGUGAACUGCAGUGCCACUCUAUGAUGACAACACACUUAACUAAAGGAAAUAUUUUUUUUUACGGAAAUGUUUUUUUCUUGAGGAUUUGAAUAAGAGAUUGACCCUUUACAAAACAAUUAGAUCAAUUAGAUAUUCAUUAUAAGACAUCAGUUAGGUCAGGUUCACAUCUAAAUUCACAUUCACUUUCACCUAUCAUUUGGUCUGCUGGACCACUGGGGCACAACACAAGAUCUGCCAACCUUCUUUCUCCAUUCUUCUCUGUCAUUCGUCUUUGAUAGAAUUUCAUUCUGAUAUUCUUUCUGAAAAUAUUGAAACCUGCCUUUUACCUGCCUGGGUGGACCACUUCGGAGGCCGAUUUUGAGUUUGUAAACUGUCUUUGUAACUGUGUUUUAUAAUGAUGUGAUUGUUUUAAGAUAAUUUUUGAAGGACGUUAUAUAGGUUCUUGAAUGUGUAUAAAUGUUAGGACUGAUUGGUAAGUAUCAAAACUAUUUACGAUUGCUCAAUGAAGAUGCGUGUAUUCUGAAAUUAUAUUUAAAAAAAAAACGGAAUGCGUUUUAUCUAUUUGAAGCUUUGGUCAUGUUUUUUUUUUUUUUUUAAAUUUUCCUAAUAUUUGUAAUUAUAGAACUUUUUCUAUGUCUAUUAAUUAGGUACCGGAUACAAAUACGCAGCAAUGUGAGUAUUCAAUCACAGGCUCAAUAAAUUGACAGUAUCUCUCUGCUCUCUCUCUCUCUUUUUCUAUUCCAUUGUGCGUCCCUUACAGUUUCUCUCUUUCUCUAUUACUCUCAUUCUGUCUUUCUCUCUCUCUUUCUUCUGUCUCUCUUUCUCUUUAUCCUUCUCGUUCUCGCCCAUAAUCUCUCUUAUUCUCUUUCUUUUUAAAUCUUUCUCUCCAUUUUCCUAUUUUUCUCUUCCUCGCUCUUUCCCUCUCUCAAUUUCUCUGUCUGUCUUUCUCUCUGGCUCUAUUUCUGUAUCUGUUUCUAUCUAUUUCUCUGUCUGUCUUUCUCUCUGGCUCUAUUUCUGUACCUCUUUCUAUCCAUUUCUCUGUCUUUCUCUCUGGCUCUAUUUCUGUAUCUGUUUCUAUCUAUUUCUCUGUCUGUCUUUCUCUCUGGCUCUAUUUCUCUGUCUGUCUUUCUCUCUGGCUCUAUUUCUGUAUCUGUUUCUAUCUAUUUCUCUGUCUGUCUUUCUCUCUGGCUCUAUUUCUGUAUCUGUUUCUAUCUAUUUCUC
Messenger RNA from Biomphalaria glabrata, 3578 nucleotides. RefSeq names its product very low-density lipoprotein receptor-like. Lineage: Eukaryota; Metazoa; Mollusca; Gastropoda; Planorbidae. The transcript is spliced from 10 exons. Bases 330 to 1442 code for a protein of 370 amino acids. The record is from RefSeq and is a predicted model, not a curated record. Gene Ontology annotation, molecular function: protein binding. Gene Ontology annotation, cellular component: plasma membrane.